CACUACUACUACGCCACUAGCAGCUACUGCGACUCUGCAAGCAGCCUUGUCUGUUACCCGCGAACGGCUUGGGUUAGUCAGUUCACAUACGCUACGAACACAGAUCGGUGUGCUUCUGGAUAGAAAACGGCAUAGGGUUUCCGCAACGCAAAGGCUUCUGCAGCCUUGUGUGUCGGUCAGCGGUCGGAUUACACCGCGUCUUUACCUGUCGCAUGGCGUCCUCUCCUUCAAACCAACAAACCCUAUCGGGUUUCCCUUUGCUCACUGCUGAGGAAUUUGAUGCCGCUUGCUGCGCCUUUUUGGAUCGAGUUCACGUGGUAGGUGAUGCUGCGGUGGGAUGGUCAUCGAUCCAAGUCCAUCAACGAGCAACGGGCUCAAUUCUGCGCAUAUCGCGAUAUAUUGGCCUUGAUAGCUCCUCCCAUCCUGAUGGGCCGUGGCAAGGCUCUAGGAUGGAUCAAGAAUCGCAAUGGGAGGCCCUGGAGGAUGACCCUGAAGCUCUUAUCCGUACGCCUGUGCCGGUUGCCUGUUUACAGGUGCUCUAUGAUGUUCUUCUUUCCCCCACGUACCAAGUCCCCGUUUUGUAUUUCCAGUUACGAGAGGAUAACCAGCCGGCGCCGCUGGAAAUUGACACGGUUUACCAAUACCUAGUACCGGACCAGUACAAGAAAGAACUUCGGAAUGUUGGUAUCAUGGGUGGUAUUAGUUUCGGUUAUCAUCCAGACUCCGGAACACCGGCGUUUUUCGUUCAUCCAUGCCAAACGACGGAUGCGAUGAGGCGUAUCGCUGAGCAGCAAUGCGUCACUCCUGAGGCUUACCUCAUAAUCUGGCUAGGACUCGUGGGUAAUCGUCUCGGCCUUCAGCUGCCAAAGGAACUCUUCACUACAGAGAGUAUGCCGAAGUUCCAAGGCGCGAUGUGA
Aspergillus heteromorphus CBS 117.55 is the source of this 917-nucleotide messenger RNA. Its product is annotated as ATG3/ATG10 family protein. Gene Ontology annotation, biological process: protein lipidation; macroautophagy; protein modification by small protein conjugation. Gene Ontology annotation, molecular function: Atg12 transferase activity. NCBI's taxonomy places the organism in Eukaryota, Fungi, Ascomycota, Eurotiomycetes, Eurotiales, Aspergillaceae. The coding region runs from base 213 to 917 and encodes 234 amino acids. The transcript is spliced from 4 exons. The record is from RefSeq and is a predicted model, not a curated record. Gene Ontology annotation, cellular component: intracellular anatomical structure.